Oreochromis niloticus (Nile tilapia) is the source of this 484-nucleotide messenger RNA. Its product is annotated as endonuclease 8-like 1. The transcript has 5 exons. Bases 86 to 484 code for a protein of 132 amino acids. The record is from RefSeq and is a predicted model, not a curated record. Gene Ontology annotation, molecular function: DNA N-glycosylase activity; DNA-(apurinic or apyrimidinic site) endonuclease activity. Gene Ontology annotation, biological process: base-excision repair. Gene Ontology annotation, cellular component: nucleus. Lineage: Eukaryota; Metazoa; Chordata; Actinopteri; Cichliformes; Cichlidae.
UAACGCCAUAAAACUCAGCCUCUUUCUCACAGUGUCUUUGUUUUAUUCUUCUCAGAAGACAUCUGUAAGAACAAAAAAGAAACUGAUGAAACACCAGACGGAUGACUUGCUCAGACUUUGUCAUACAGUUCCUCUGGAAGUGGUGAACCUCGGUGGGAAAGGAUAUGAUCCAGCAAGUGGGGACUUCUCUGACUUUCAGGCAUGGCUGCAGUGCUACUAUGUGGACGGGAUGAAAACACUCCGGGAUCAUAAUGGGAGAACGAUAUGGUUCAGAGGGGAUCCAGGGCCCAUGGCACCAAAAGAUUCAAAGUCACCCAAGGCAAAAAAGUGGGCAAAGAAAGACGAUGACCAUGAUUACACAAACAAGAAAAAGGGGGCCAGAGCAAGGAAAACAAGGAUCAAACAGGGAGGUGAGAUGAAAACACCAAAGAAAGAAAUUGAUACUUUAUUUAUCCUGAAGGAAACUACGGUAGUGUUAUGUUAG